Galendromus occidentalis (western predatory mite) is the source of this 509-nucleotide messenger RNA. RefSeq lists its product as uncharacterized. Bases 159 to 509 code for a protein of 116 amino acids. The transcript has 4 exons. The record is from RefSeq and is a predicted model, not a curated record. Lineage: Eukaryota; Metazoa; Arthropoda; Arachnida; Mesostigmata; Phytoseiidae.
AGAAGUUUGCUUUCUAUCGAUCGAGGAAAAGAUGCUCCCUGAUAAUGGUUCAUUCAGAAGGAAGGCGGAAACACGCGACUCCCACCAUCUCGAGGUGUUUGUCCUUAGAAACAACGAAGGUCUGAUUGUGAAAUAAUUGGCCAUCGUCACGAACAGGAAUGAGGAGCCCCGGUUUUCUCGAAAACCUAAAGUCGAGGUUCAACUCGGGGGAAACUAAAACCCAAGCUAUGCCGACCACCACGGCGACCGUUCCGGUGACGAUUCAGGCAACGUCGCCUGAUGUAGAGAGCGGUCCGAAGACAGUCGAUGAGGAGAAUGAAGAAAGAGUGACGAAAGCAGUUCAGAAGAUAAUUAUGAAAGAGGUCGCAGAAGGUGACGCCCGUGUAGUCUACGUUCGCAAGGCUCCUCAGCCGGAAGAGGGCCGUUGCUACACUCUCGUUUGUUGCCUUGUCAUCAUCCUGACCCUGCUCAUUGUGAUCAUGGUGAUCAAGAUGAUGAAAGGAGUCUGA